Rodentolepis nana is the source of this 285-nucleotide messenger RNA. Lineage: Eukaryota; Metazoa; Platyhelminthes; Cestoda; Cyclophyllidea; Hymenolepididae. The record is from the annotation of a GenBank genome assembly.
AUGGCUAUUCGGAAGCUGACCUACGCCCCAGAGGAAUCAGUUCCUCAACCUUCGGCAGAAAUUGUCAAGGAUUUCAUCAUGAGUCCUGGUACACUUCGUUUGGAGGCCUCUCUUGACAAGGAGAAGUAUUACCAUGGCGAGUAUUUGGCUGUCAAUGUGCUGGUGGAUAACAAUUCUAAUAAAACUGUUAAAAAAGUGAAGAUGUCGGUAAUUCAAAUUGCAGAUAUUAUGCUCUUCAGUCGCGCUGUUUACAAAUGCACUGUUGAUGAGGCGGAGUUUGAGUAA